AGGACAUUGAAUGAAGAUAAUGGCCAUUGAUCACUUAUGCUUGAGAAAUGUUUUCCCGGGGCAUAAGUCAAGCUCACUGGGACCUAACCUCAUGUGAUGCCCUUUAAGUUUUGGUGUCGGCGGACCCUUCCCCCUGGCGAUCAUCAUCAUUAUAUAUAUGACAACGCUUUUCUGACUCAAAUCACUCAAAACUAGUUUCACAAGAGAGAAGGGAACCGCAAACUCAAUGAGGGGUGUUUCCCAUCUCCUGUUCUUAUUGGUUAGCAUCUUCUUUGUUGUCAGCUUUUGCCGUGCUGAUGACAAAACGGUCCAGGUUGUUGGGGCUGGAGAAUGCGCAGAUUGCAAGGACUUUAAGAUCAAGACUAGCCAGGCCUUCUCAGGGCUACGUGUGACUGUUGAUUGCAAGCUCAAAAAUGGAGAGGUGACAAGAAGGGGUUCUGGAGAGCUUGAUUCAGAAGGGAAGUUCAGGGUAUCCGUUCCCAGAGAAAUUCUGAAAGAUGGGAAACUAGAUGAGGAGUGCUUUGCACAACUCCAUAGUGCAUCAGCAACCCCAUGCCCAGCGCACAAUGGCCUUGAAGCCAACAAAAUUGUAGCCAAGCCAGAUACUGAUGGAAAACUGACUUUUGGUCCAGCUGAAAGUGUCAAGUUCACCUCAGCACUGUGUGCUUCAGCUUUCUUGUGGCCAUUCUUCAAGAAUCCACCUUUGCCCACGGGCCAUCCCUGGUUUACACACCCUCCUUUGCCUAAGUUGCCUUUCCCCCCAAUCUACAAGAAACCACUCCCACCAAUCCCUAUUUACAAGAAGCCACUUCCACCACCAAUCCCAAUCUACAAAAAACCACUUCCUCCGCCUGUUCCCAUAAUCAAGCCUCCUCCAAUCAUAAAACCUCUUCCACCCCCCGUGCCAAUCUACAAGCCUCCGGUGUACAAGAAGCCACUUCCACCGCCAGUGCCAAUCUACAAGCCUCCAGUAGUCAAAAAGCCAUGUCCACCGCCCGUGCCAAUCUACAAGCCUCCUGUGUACCAGAAGCCACUCCCACCGCCAGUGCCAAUCUACAAGCCUCCUGUGUACCAGAAGCCACUCCCACCGCCGGUGCCAAUCUACAAGCCUCCUGUGUACCAGAAGCCACUCCCACCGCCGGUGCCAAUCUACAAGCCUCCGGUGCCAAUCUACAAGCCUCCCGUGUACCAGAAGCCACUCCCACCGCCGGUGCCAAUCUACAAGCCUCCCGUGUACCAGAAGCCACUUCCACCGCCGGUGCCAAUCUACAAGCCUCCGGUGUACCAGAAGCCACUCCCACCGGCGGUGCCAAUCUACAAGCCUCCCGUGUACCAGAAGCCACUUCCACCUUUCCCAUUUUUCCCAAAACCACCAUUCCCCUUCAAGAAACCCUUUCCACCAGUUCCUAAGCUUCCUCCUCUUCCAAAGUUCCCUCCGAAGGUCUUCCCCCCUCACCCUAUAGUUGGACUUUUGCCUCCUCUGUCACCUCAUUUGUCUACUCCUUAGGAUUUCUAUAUAUUUGCCCCUGAAUAUUCUAUAUAGGAUGUUUUGGGAAAUUUCCGGUUCUACAAUAAUAAAAUCCUUAAACCAAAACAGAUACGUGAAGAAAAAGAAUGUACUUUGGAGAAAAAAGGGGCAAGAAAAAAGAAGAGACAAAUAGAGAGAAAGUCGAAUAUUGUAUUAAUUUUAGUUGCAUGAAGUUGACCUGUGUGUGAGAUUGUCAAGUUAUCAGUCGGACGUUGGUGAUUUGUAAAGCUUGUAAAUUUUCGAGUGCACUGCAUAAAUACCCAGAAAUAAUGUCCUCCAUUUGUUCUUGUGUUUACAGUUCACCAUCAAUGAAAGUUUACCUAUUGCUCCCUCGCAGUAUCA
This is a messenger RNA of Coffea arabica (coffee), 1870 nucleotides long. RefSeq lists its product as uncharacterized. Lineage: Eukaryota; Viridiplantae; Streptophyta; Magnoliopsida; Gentianales; Rubiaceae. The record is from RefSeq and is a predicted model, not a curated record.